Molecule: messenger RNA, 3511 nt
Organism: Megalops cyprinoides (Indo-Pacific tarpon)
Lineage: Eukaryota; Metazoa; Chordata; Actinopteri; Elopiformes; Megalopidae
Product: guanine nucleotide-binding protein G(I)/G(S)/G(O) subunit gamma-7
Exons: 5
Coding region: 336-542 (68 amino acids)
Biological process (GO): G protein-coupled receptor signaling pathway
Cellular component (GO): heterotrimeric G-protein complex
Molecular function (GO): G-protein beta-subunit binding
Source: RefSeq, a predicted model, not a curated record
CUACUCCAAGGAAAUAUAAAAAAGAGAGAAAAAAGCAAGUUUGUGUGCGAGAACGCUGUCUCAAGUGGUGGAGAGAGGGGGGAAAUUGGGUGGACUCUGGUAAACGGAGGGGGGCUAUUGGGUGAGGAGAGAGAGAACGAGGGAGUGGGCGAACAAGGGGGAGAGAACCUGGCCCUUUAAAUUGCACAUCUUUUCGGAGGGAAAAAAACAUCAGUGACUGGACCAGCUGAACAGACUCUGCCUGACUCACUGUCUUGCUGUCAUCCAGGAGCUGUUUUGAAACAGGAAGCAAAAGUGUUUUCUCUCUUGCUUGGUGUGUGAACCGAUGGCAGAGAAUGUCGACGACUAAUAACAUAGCACAGGCCCGGAAACUGGUGGAGCAGCUGCGGAUUGAGGCUGGGAUCGAGCGCAUCAAGGUGUCAAAGGCAGCAGCAGACCUAAUGAACUACUGUGAGCAGCAUGCCCGCAAUGACCCUCUGCUGGUGGGAGUCCCGGCCUCUGAGAAUCCUUUUAAAGACAAAAAGCCUUGCAUCAUCCUAUAGCUCAGCCCACAAGGCCCUGCUGCCCCUGCCAACCCCUCCCACAGAUGCUGCCCAGCAACAAGCACUGGGCGUGACCAGUCAAACACUACUUUUGACCUGAAACGUACAAUGCUCAAUGCUCUGGACAACCAAACACUUUACCGAGAAGGAGAAAGAGGUGAUAUUGACAUUAGCCCUCUAUAUGAGGUGUUCAUAUGUACAUAUGUAUGAAAAUAUGCAUACAUAUAGCUAUAUGUAUGUAUGUAUCCAUAUAUAUACACUUUAUAUGAGGGAAGGACAAAACAAACAAGACGUACUUAUUGAUUUUCAUAACUGGUGAUGGCACAUCAUAAGGGGGCAGGGAGAUUUGCAAUGCAUUGAGAAAUCCAGACACAGUGAGCAUAUAAAUUCAAGGGGAGGCCAAGCCAAUGUUGUUUGGGGUGUUUGGGGUGGUAUGGUGUAGACAUAGAUUAGGGGACUCUAGACUGGCUGGCAAACAGUCAGGCUGUGGGUUUGAUUGCUUUUUCUUUGUUCUUUUUUUUCUAUUUUAUUCUUCAAAGUGGCUUUAUUAUUUGUGGACGUGUGUUGCCAAAACUGACAGGGAUGCACAGUCUCCUGCUAUUACUUUUUUUCGCAUUCGGUCAAAGAAGACAAAGUGAGUGUGCGUGGAAUGUGAGAGCAUUAUUAGUAACGGUGCCCAGAGUAACCUCUGACUCACGCUUUUGACAGUUCUGCCAACAGGCAGUCCUCAACUCUGCUCCUUUAUCAGAGGAUUCAGAAUUUACUGUGCAGAUAAGUUAAUUACAUUCCAUGUGUAUACAGUCACAUGCAUUUAUUAGCAGUGUUAUUAGAAGGAAUAUACAUAAAGUUGAGAAGUAUAUUUGUAAUGCACUCCCCCUCCCUCCCACUAAAGCUGUCCUCUGAACCAAGGUGGGAGCAGAUAUUUUUGCCAAGGCUAAAGCAUUAUUGUACAAGGGGAGAUGCUUACACUUUUGUAAUCUUUCAGCUCUUUAAACAUAAGUAGACAAACAUUCACCCCCAUUUAACAUGGAUUUCAGGUGAAACCUGUUGACAUUGCCUCUUCAUACGUCCUGAUUAUCCUCAACUCCUACAGAUUUCUCACCCCACACCACCUGUAAGAUACGAUUUUCAUCUUUACGUGAUCUUAUUCUUCCUUUUUAUAGGAAAUCUAUCAAAUAUUUAUCCUCCUUUCGAACAGCUGAGUGUUUCAGCAAAUGUGCAGCUCACCGGGUUAAGCAAACAGAGAUUUUUUUUUUCCAACCAAACUGCAUCAGUUGCAUCAAAAGCAUUCUUAUGUUAGUCUAUAGACUGAUACAGGUAGAUAUUGCCAACCUGUCUGCAUGCCAAAGAGGAGAUGGGAGAUGUAGAAGUCUAAGCUGUAGAUCCCUGAUCCUGGCUCCUACAGACUCAUCUUCACUGCCUGUGUGACAUUCUAGCACGCUAUGAUUGCCAACAGAACUGAAAGAUUAGCCUACUUUGUAUUUUUUAAGUUAUUGUGUCGUAACAAGUUUCACCUUUACGUGCACAUAUAGUUUCCUACAAUUUUUUGUUGCCGCAUCAUGUGGUGCUGACAUUUUUAGGAGGAGGCCAUAGUUGUCAGGAAGAAGGACCUGUUGCUCGAGUGUGCUGUAGCUGCAUCUAUUUAGCUAGCAAUUUGCCAAUCUUUCGAUCUAGUCUGUCAAUAUGGAUCGCUCUGUGACAAAUGUUUAUUAAUUGUUUAUUCUUGUCUGCUCUUGCAGUAUAGGUUUUUAUUAGGUGUAGUCAUCAGAAAUCACAGAUUUCAGUGUGCUUAAAAAUUGCUUCAUUCUAACAAGCAUUUCUACAAAACAUAGUAAAAAUAUAUCCAUUUUCUCUUUUUAAACCCUUAGCUGUAUGAAUUGCAAAGAAGAUGUAUGCAUCUCUCCUUUCGUUCACGUGACUUUCAGAUCUGGCAGGGUUCCAGCAAGGUUCAGCUCAGUUCAGUCCUGCACGGUAAAUGGGGUGACAAGUGACAAGAGUCACUGCAGGCAGAAAGCGUAGAAGAUAUUCAGAUUACUUUGACACAAAUAUGACCCACAUAUUUAAGGCUAGAUUUUUUUCAUAAUUAUUAUUUCCUUUUUGGCCUUUUUCAUGCACUGAUAAGGCAGUCCAUUGUAGUUAUGCUCCUUUUCUGUCUAAGAAAAAAGUACUAGCAGGAUUGCGCAUCUUAAUGAAAGUGAAAAUGCCAAAAAAGAAUGAAUUUUAAAAAUGGAGACAAAUGAAUAAUGCCUGGGCGAAAAAAAAUUGACAAGACAAGCACCAGUAACUGUAUUGUUAUGUGUAUAUUGUCAUAAAUAAUAAGAAGAAUUACCCCUGAAAGAUAUUUUUGUGGGACAGUGCCAAAGCAAGCUCAGAUCCACUGCUUUAAAAUAUGAUACAAUGAAUCUGUAUUGGUGAGUUGGGUGGAAAGAUUCAGGGCAGUGAAUACUAUUGAUGGCCAAACCAUUGAGCAGGUUAGGGGAAUAGUGCUGUUCAAACAAUUGUAUUGUACACAUUUUAGUUUAUUGUAGCAAUUAUACUGUAGCAACUGAGGAUCAACAACUCAGUUUUCACUCCAGUGGAGAUUGAUGGUUACAAACACUCCAUUACCAUGUCACUAGAAAGAGGAUCAGCAGCAGUCAUACUACAAACUAGCUUCAUGUCAAUGCUCAUCCUUCCUCUGUUAGGCCACCAUUUCCCUCUAAAACAAAGUCUGAUUGUAAACAAAUAAUGGAACAGCAUGUAGAUUUUUUUAACAUGUCAGAAAAAGAAGAACAACUUGAGCAGAUGUUUGAUUUGUUUGGUUUGUCUGUUUCAUUUCUUCUUUACAUUGGCUUUCAGAAAUCUGGUUGUUAACUGUACAGUAUUUGUCAAAUACUUUAGGAGGAACCACAUUCUUAUAGUUCUACAGAAAUGUGUAUCAUUGCUUUACUUCACUUGUGAAUGGCUUUUUAUAUAUAAAAUGAAAACUU